AUGCCUUGGUUCUCACCACUACGCCAUUCCUUUUUGACCCUAUUUCCCAUAUGGAUGAUGUCUGGAACGGUAGAAGUACUUAUCGAUGCAAUUGUUAAGUUUGCAGGGGAAAUGGAGGAUUUAAAGGAACACAGAGUGAGGAUAUAUGAGAUUGCAAAUGCACCGCGUGAUAUAUUUUUCUUGUGGGGAGGACAAUGGGGGGAAUUGGAGACUGAUGAGGCAGCAAGUGCUGCAGCUCAAUUCUUGACUGAUGAUACAUAG
This is a messenger RNA of Sclerotinia borealis F-4128, 261 nucleotides long. NCBI's taxonomy places the organism in Eukaryota, Fungi, Ascomycota, Leotiomycetes, Helotiales, Sclerotiniaceae. The record is from the annotation of a GenBank genome assembly.